Symbiodinium natans is the source of this 246-nucleotide messenger RNA. Lineage: Eukaryota; Dinophyceae; Suessiales; Symbiodiniaceae. The record is from the annotation of a GenBank genome assembly.
GACAACUUGCGAAGGGCGUGCGCGGACGGGUCCGUCUCAGCCGUCCAGGCGCUUUUGGCGAGCCGAGUCCCCGCGACCGCGUCUACCGACCAUGGGUACACUCCCCUUCACGCUGCUGCUGCCCACGGUUGCAGCAAGAUUGUGUCAGUGCUUCUCAACGCCGAAGCACAGGUCGACUGUGUGGCGAGUGGCGGGGUGACGCCGCUGAUGCUGGCGGCCAUGGGUGGCCACAGAAGCACGCUUGAG